Molecule: messenger RNA, 1179 nt
Organism: Ostreococcus tauri
Lineage: Eukaryota; Viridiplantae; Chlorophyta; Mamiellophyceae; Mamiellales; Bathycoccaceae
Product: unnamed product
Exons: 1
Coding region: 1-1179 (392 amino acids)
Source: RefSeq, a predicted model, not a curated record
AUGGGUUCCAACGGUUCGCGACACAGAAAUAGACGCGCAAAGCACAAAUCGGUCGGUAGAUCGUGCGUUGGCGGCGGCUCAUCAUGCAUCGGUGGAGACGCCUACGGCGCGACGUCGAGCGCGGACCAUUUGUACAACCACGACGACGAACUCUGCGAGAAGGUCUGCGCCGUCGCCGUCGUGCGCUCCGUCGGCGCCAAUCUCUUGCUGGACGCAAACGACUGGUACGCCCGAGUCGAGGCCGCGGACGAGGUGGCGGAAGAGAGUGAGCGCGAGACCGCGCAUAAGGGUGGCAAAGCGAAGCGUCUCGGCGAGCCGACGCCGCAGAGCCGACUCGAGGAGGCGAGACAUCCGCGAGAAAAAGAUAUGCUCGAACGCAUCGCGAGCGAAUCAAACGCGGACGGUGGGAUAUCGAUGCCGUCUCUUCGAGAUUCGGUGGUCUUGGAGAAGCUGCAGCGCGAUUUUGGGUCGACGGUGAAGCAAAAUGCGAAGAGCGUGGGCGAUUCCAUCAAGGCUUGGCGCGGUCGAGUUUUGAAGAUGCAUCAAGACGUGCAGGCUUCGUACGAGAAGACGUUGGAAUCAGCGCUCACGGAACACGAACGAACGUGGAACUCGCACGCGGCGGCGGAGAAACGGUUCCAUCGUCUCACGGCACUCAAGAGUAAGAAACAACAAGAAGACGAUACGUUGGAGCAUCAGAAGGAAAUCGACGCGGUGAACACGGAGAUUAACGCGCUCGUAGCGCAGCUCGAAAAGCUCGAGGAUCUCAUCAAGAUACGGUGUGACGAUUUCACGUCGUAUUACGUGCCACAGCUCACGUACGCGAUUCGUCUGUACUCGGUGAGUCAAAUCGACAAACUCGAGGCGUGCAACGAGGCAGUGGCGCUCGCAGCGUCGACGAAUAUCGACACGCUUCGCGAGGAGUUGGAGGACAUGCACCUGCCGUCGAAAGUUGCGUUAGAGAGUCCACCCACACCACCAAGAAUGCGAACAUCGAAGCGGCGCCAUAAGACCGGGGCGUUGAUAUCGGCGUCUGCGUCCUCGUCGCCAAACGUUCAGGAACCGUCGAGCGAGGACGAGCUUGAAGAAGGCGAGAUUCGCGACGAUGAACCGUCCACUGUUCCCGCGAAACAAGAACACGAAGUGGAUGUCAUCGCUUCGAGCGCGGCGGCGGCGUGA